Messenger RNA from Cryptosporidium ubiquitum, 678 nucleotides. RefSeq lists its product as uncharacterized. The transcript has a single exon. Gene Ontology annotation, molecular function: zinc ion binding. Gene Ontology annotation, cellular component: Shu complex. Gene Ontology annotation, biological process: double-strand break repair via homologous recombination. The coding region runs from base 1 to 678 and encodes 225 amino acids. Lineage: Eukaryota; Apicomplexa; Conoidasida; Eucoccidiorida; Cryptosporidiidae. The record is from RefSeq and is a predicted model, not a curated record.
AUGUCCUAUAUGCUUAAGUAUUGUUCAAUAAGAAACCAGGAUCAUAUUAAUUCGCUAUUGUCUUUGGUGGGUGAAUUGAGACCAGUCAAUAAACGACCUGAUAUCCAACAAAAAGAUAACACUCAUUCAAAAAUGGACUUAAAUUUAGGAAUCCUAAAGACGAUUUCAGAAAUAUGUCCAGGUUUAGUUGAGAAGGCUAUAUCUCUGAUUGAUUAUGGAAAGAUUAAUGUAUAUAUCGAAAGAAGAUCCCAUCGAAGAUUUUAUAUUAUGGAAGCAACUACAAAAGGGCAAGAUAUUAAUUACUUGGUAAUGAAACACUUCUGCACAUGUCAUUCCUACAUAGAUAAGGUAGUAUUGCAGAAGAAAGAGAUUACUUGUAAGCAUGAGCUUGCAUAUUACUUAAUAGACUCAAUGUAUAUCCCUGAAGUUAUUGACUCAUUGGGACUGGGUAAUGAUUUUUAUACAAAAUCAGGUGCUGAAAAGAACAGUGACAAGAAGGAAGAUGAAGAAGUUAACGGAAGAAAUGACGAAGAGACAAUACAUUUUGUUGGUAUUGCAAAUCCUUUAAUUAAAGCUCACUUAGUAAGUGAGACAAAGUUUUCAGAAAUUUAUAUAGAAUAUACAAGUAAUUUUUUCAUAGAUAAUGGUCUUUUCAAAAAAAUUGGAAGGCAGAUUUAA